Molecule: messenger RNA, 1926 nt
Organism: Plasmodium adleri (nom. inval.)
Lineage: Eukaryota; Apicomplexa; Aconoidasida; Haemosporida; Plasmodiidae
Product: U2 snRNP-associated SURP motif-containing protein, putative
Exons: 9
Coding region: 1-1926 (641 amino acids)
Biological process (GO): RNA processing
Cellular component (GO): nucleus
Molecular function (GO): RNA binding
Source: RefSeq, a predicted model, not a curated record
AUGUAUAUCCAGCUGAAUCGAAAUAAAAAAAAGAAAAAACAGUUUGACGAUGAGAAAUUGAAUGAAGAGGAAACUGCAAAAAUAUAUGCAGAAUAUGUUCGUACGUUUGAAGGGGGCAAUGAUUUAGAUAAUCGUCAUAAAUUUGUUAAGGGAAAAGGUCUUAAUCCUAGCUCAAAAUUUGAAACCUUAUUUGAAGAAGAAAAAUUCCAAGAUGAAACUUGUAGAAAUAAUCAACAAAAGAUCGAUAAAAAAAUUCAAGAAAAUAAAAAUACUGAAGAAAUAAUUGAAAAUAAAAAUAACACAGUAGGAAAAGUAAAAGAAAUUGAUAGCUUUUUAGAAGAAAUAAAAUUGAAACAGAAAAUUUUGGAUGAACGGAAAAUCUUGAAGGAAAAAUCUCAGCUAGCCAAAUCGGAAGAAGAAAAAAAAAAAAUAAAUAAAAAAAUAACAGAGAUAGAACAAAAUGAAAAUUUGUCAUCUUAUAUUCAAAGAAAAGAGAAAAUAGCAAAUUUAUAUUUAGGAAAUCUAUCACCCGAAGUUACUGAAGAAUAUCUUUGUCAAAAAUUCGGAAAAUUUGGAAAAGUGAACAGCGUAAAAAUAAUGUAUCCUCGUAAAGAUGAAGAUAAAAAGAAAGCUAGGAUAAGUGGUUUUAUUUGUUUUGAAAAUAUUGAAGAUGCAGAGAAUGCAAAAGAUUCUUUAGAUGGUGUUGAAAUGUGUGGUAAUAUUAUUCGUAUUGGUUGGAGUAAGGCAAUACCCAAAUAUGGAUAUAAUAUAAAAAAUGAGAUAUGUAAUUAUAAUAUAGAUAGAUAUAAUACAUAUAAUAAUAUGAAUGUAAAUAAAAAAAUUAUUAUAAUAAUACCAGAUGAUAAAAAAACAAAACGGAUAAUAGAUUUAUUAGCUAAAUAUGUAACUGAAGAAGGUUAUAGUUUUGAAGAGACAAUAAAAGAAAAAGAAAAAGAUAACCCAAACUUUCAUUUUCUUUUUGAAUCUUCAGAUUUAUUUUAUUAUUAUAAAUGGAGAGUAUUUUCAUUUGCUCAAGGUGAUAGUUAUAAAAACUGGAGAACAGAUCCGUUCCAUAUGUUUUCCAAUGGUUAUUUGUAUGUACCUCCAUCGAUAGAAAAAAAAAACAAGGCUCUUCUCAUAAAACGAAAAAGAGGGAGAAAUAAAAGAGGUCAUAUAGACCAGAAGAAAAAGAAUAAACUUAUAAAUAUUUUAAGUACAUUGAAUAAGAAGAGGGUAAGUAUAUGUCGUGCUAUGAUAUUUUGCACUAGACAUAGUGAUUAUAGUUUGGAUAUAAUAAAAAUUAUAUCAUCCUUCUUGACAGAUAUGAAAUAUGAUUUAUUAAGAAAGAUCAAUCUGAUAUAUUUAUUAUCAGACAUUCUUUAUAAUUGCAGUAACGAAUUUUUUUCCUCAUGGUCAUACAGAAAACAUAUAGAGGAUGAAUUGCCUAAGAUAUUUUAUUUUUUAAGAAAACAUAUUAAAAAAGUUGAUAGUAAAAUAAAGGGAAAGAUGUUUACAGAUAGCUUAAUAAAUAUAUUCAAUAUGUGGAAUACGUGGGCUAUAUACAAUUCGGUGUAUAUGAAUGGCUUACUGUGUUUAUUAUUUAAUAUGAAGAUAAAUUAUAUAAAUGAUAAUAAAAGUGAUGAAGAAAAAGGUGAUGAGAAUAUAGAUGGUCAUAAAAUUCAAUAUUAUGAUGAUAUAAAAAGAUAUCCUUUAUCUUUAAGAAGAAAUGCUUAUAUGUAUUUUCAAAAGGAUGAAAAUGAAAUAAAUAAAUUAUGCCUACAAAGAGGCUUAUAUUAUGAUGAACAUUUUACUAAGAAAAAAAAAAUAAAAUUCUUAUUAUUAUAUGAUAACUUCUGUUUAAAGAAUAACUUAUCUAAUACAAAUAAUAAUCAACAUUUUAUAAAUAAUUAUUUUUUCUCAAGGUGA